Aureococcus anophagefferens is the source of this 939-nucleotide messenger RNA. RefSeq lists its product as hypothetical. Gene Ontology annotation, molecular function: dGTPase activity. Lineage: Eukaryota; Pelagophyceae; Pelagomonadales; Pelagomonadaceae. The annotation marks the transcript as partial. Gene Ontology annotation, cellular component: nucleus. The record is from RefSeq and is a predicted model, not a curated record. Gene Ontology annotation, biological process: dGTP catabolic process. The transcript has a single exon.
AUGUCGGCCGCUGGCAAGAAGCGCGCCGUAACGCAGUCCGAGGGGUCGGCCUGGAAGGGUGACUCGUCAGACGAUGAUGGCGACGCCGCGUCCCUGGGCCCAAGCCCCGACGACGUGUGCCUGUCGCAGACGGACAACGUGACGCCGGCGCGGGAGAAGAAGCGGCGGCGGAGCAGCGGCGCGGGCGUCGGCGGGGGCCCCGAGGCGUUGAAGAACGCGAAGACGAUCCACGACCGCGUCUACGGCGCCGUGCCCGUGCCCGGGCUGCUCGUCGCGUUCCUCGACACGGACGAGUUCCAGCGCCUCGACUCCAUCGGCCAGCUCGGCGGGUCCAAGUACGUCUUCCCCGGGGCGAAGCACUCGCGCAAGGAGCACAGCAUCGGCACGUCCCACAUGGCGCGGGCCAUGGUCGACCACCUGCGGCGGCUCCAGCCCGAGCUCGGCAUCGACGACGCCGAUUGUCUGUGCGUGCAGCUCGCGGCGCUGUGCCACGACAUCGGCCACGGGCCCUACAGCCACAUGUGGGAGGCCUUCGUGCACGCGGCGACGGGCUCCGACGACUGGACCCACGAGAAGAUGAGCGCGCGGCUCAUCCGGCGGUGCGCGGGCAAAAACGCGAUUCCGCUGGACCGCUACUUCCGCUGCUCCGCGGCGGACGCCGCGGCGCACCUCGCGUUCGUCUGCGCGCUCAUCGAGGGCCUGCCCGACGCCGCGCCCUGGCCCGACGACCUGGGGCGGACCGAAGCGAAGCGGUUCCUCUUCGAUAUCGUGUCGAACAGCCGGUCGGGCAUGGACGUCGACAAGCUGGACUAUUUGCUCCGCGACGGGCUGAGCGCCUUCGGGGCGUCGAGUUCCUUCGACUGGAACCGCCUCAUCCAGGCCUGCCGCGCCGUCGCGCCCAAGGGGAAGGCCGUGCGGCAGAUCGCCUUCGAGGAGAAG